GGCCGGGGAAGCGCAAGCUCGCGGCUAGGGCUCCCGCAUCCACUCGGAGGGAGCAGGGAGGACCUCGAGGGCUCCGGAAAGGCGGAGGCUAAAAUGUGGAACCCAGCGAAGGAGUCAGGAAUUGAGGAAGGAAGCCUGGAGGCCGCGAAGCCGGUCUGAGGAGACGGAAACACAGAGGGGCAAGGUGAAGGAAUACCCCUUAACGGAGAAGGCGAAGGUUCCAGCAGCAAAACUGAGAGAUUAGAAACUGGCACGAAAAGAAGGCGGAGCCCAGCAGGGGAGCCCCUCCCUUUCCUCCUGUCACAACGGGCCUCGCAGCCGGAAGGAGCGUUUCGCGGGCUUUCCAACUGUCGGCCAAUCCCGCUCCCCCUCCCAGCAGCAGUGACUCCGCGCUUUUCGACCCGCCCGCCGACUCUGCGCAAGCGCGCCGGACAGGGGCGGGGCGCGUGGCAGGGACGUUGAGGGGCGGGGUGAGAUGAGCCAAUCAGAAGAUUCAUUUCCGGGUGGCGCGGGCGCCAUUUUGUGAGGAGGGAUAUAAACGGGCGCUGCAGCCGCUGCCGGCCCAGUUGCUUCUCUGGUGGAGUCGGUUGGGCCCUUCUCUUGUAGACGUUUCCAGUUCGGCCUUUCCAAACGUUUCCACGCGGAAACCAACCGCCAGGAAAGAGGCGCGGCGUCGAGCCGAGCUAACCUGAGGAAACCGCUGCCGCUGCAGCCGAGCUCGCGGGCCCGCCGGGGCGUUAGUUCGUCGGCGCGCAGCCCCGGCCCGACUCUCCAGAGCCAUGAGUUACGGUCGCCCGCCUCCCGAUGUGGAGGGCAUGACCUCCCUCAAGGUGGAUAACCUAACCUACCGCACCUCGCCCGACACCCUGAGGCGCGUGUUCGAGAAGUACGGGCGCGUCGGCGAUGUGUACAUCCCGCGGGACCGCUACACCAAGGAGUCCCGCGGCUUCGCCUUCGUCCGCUUCCACGACAAGCGCGACGCCGAGGACGCCAUGGAUGCCAUGGACGGAGCCGUACUGGACGGCCGCGAGCUGCGGGUGCAAAUGGCGCGCUACGGCCGCCCCCCGGAUUCGCACCAUAGCCGCCGGGGCCCCCCGCCCCGCAGGUACGGGGGCGGCGGCUACGGACGUCGGAGCCGCAGCCCUAGGCGGCGUCGCCGCAGCAGAUCCCGGAGUCGGAGCCGGUCCAGGUCCCGGAGUCGAUCUCGCUACAGCCGCUCCAAGUCCCGGUCCCGCACUCGCUCAAGAUCGCGAUCCACCUCCAAGUCCAGAUCGGCGCGAAGAUCCAAGUCCAAGUCCUCGUCGGUCUCCAGAUCUCGCUCGCGGUCCAGAUCCAGGUCUAGGUCCAGGAGUCCUCCACCCGUGUCCAAGAGGGAAUCCAAGUCCAGGUCGCGAUCCAAGAGUCCUCCCAAGUCUCCGGAAGAGGAAGGAGCGGUGUCCUCUUAAGCAAAUGAUGUGUCGACAAGCAACAUAAAGAAGGACUUGGGGGAAAGGACCACUUACCUGGUAGCACUCAGUCCAUCAGAAGAGUCCUUGGAACAAGCAACUGGCUAUUGAAAAGGUUAUUUUGUAACAUUUUGUCUAACUUUUUACUUGUUUUAAGCUUUGCCUCAGGUGGCAAACUCAUUUUAUGUGCCAUUUUUUUUGCUGUUAUUCAAAUUUCUUGUAAUUUAGUAAGGUGAACGACUUCAGAUUUCAUUAUUGACUUGGAUAUUUGAGGUAAAUUUUCCUUUUUGUUUAUAUAGUGCUGACUUUUUUUGUUUGGAAUUAAACAGAUUGGUAACCUAAUUUGUGGCCUCCUGACUUUUAAGGAAACGUGUGCAGCCAUUACACACAGCCUAAAGCUGUCAAGAGAUUGACUCAACAUUGCCUUCCUACCUUAAAAUUAAAAACCUACAAAAGUUGGUGUAAAUUUAUUUGUAUAUGUUAUUUACCUUCAGGUCUAAAUGGUAAACAGAACCCAAAUUUGUAUAAAGACUUUUCAGGUGAAAAGACUUGAUUUUUAUUUUUUUUUUUGGGAAGGAUUGUUUACCAAACACAAUUCUAAUCUCUUCUCUUAUGUAUUUUUGUGCACUAGGCGCAGUUGUGUAGCAGUUGAGUAAUGCUGGUUAGCUGUUAAGGUGGCGUGUUGCAGUGCAGAGUGCUUGGCUGUUUCCUGUUUUCUCCUGAUUGCUCCUGUGUAAAGAUGCCUUGUCGUGCAGAAACAAAUGGCUGUCCAGUUUAUUAAAAUGCCUGACAACUGCACUUCCAGUCACCCGGGCCUUGCAUAUAAAUAAUGGAGCAUACAGUGAGCACAUCUAGCGAUGAUAAAUACACCUUUUUUUUUUUUCCUCUUCCCCCCAAAAUGGUAAAUCUGAUCAUCUUCAUGUACGAACUUAAAAUAUGGAAAAUGUUAAGGAAGCAAACAAAUGGUUUGUAAUUUUGUAAGUACUUAUAACAUGGUGUAUCUUUUUGCUCAUGAAUAUUCUGUACUAUAGCCAUUGUUUCUGUAGUUUAAUUAAAACGUUUUCUUGGUGUUAGCUUU
Budorcas taxicolor (takin) is the source of this 2523-nucleotide messenger RNA. It is a transcript of the gene SRSF2, whose product is annotated as serine and arginine rich splicing factor 2. Gene Ontology annotation, molecular function: RNA binding. The record is from RefSeq and is a predicted model, not a curated record. Lineage: Eukaryota; Metazoa; Chordata; Mammalia; Artiodactyla; Bovidae. The transcript has 3 exons. Bases 780 to 1445 code for a protein of 221 amino acids.